AUGAAGGCUGUUAAGUUUAAAGUUUUGUGGUGGCCAGAGCUCGACGGAUACCAGGCGGAAUUGGGCCAUCUACAGUGGAUUUGUCAGAGGAAAUCGGAGCAGUUAACGACAAAUCGCAAGAAUACUGCCCCCGCUGUGCAAUACGAAAAUGUCUAUGACCCCCUGAUUUUAGCCAGGAAGGGCGAGAAAAUCGGGGAGUUCAAUUUCGGUUCCUCUGUCGUGCUUGUUUUCGAAGCACCAAGUGACUUCCAGUUUACUGUGCAUCCUGGACAACGAAUAAAAUACGGACAGCCACUGGGUGGCGUUCGGUCAGAGCGCGAUGCGCAGCCACCGGCUGAUCGGCCGUCAUUCAGUGUUGAUUGA
Soboliphyme baturini is the source of this 363-nucleotide messenger RNA. The record is from the annotation of a GenBank genome assembly. Lineage: Eukaryota; Metazoa; Nematoda; Enoplea; Dioctophymatida; Soboliphymatidae.